Cryptosporidium muris RN66 is the source of this 2913-nucleotide messenger RNA. RefSeq lists its product as uncharacterized. The record is from RefSeq and is a predicted model, not a curated record. Lineage: Eukaryota; Apicomplexa; Conoidasida; Eucoccidiorida; Cryptosporidiidae. Bases 1 to 2913 code for a protein of 970 amino acids. The transcript has 2 exons. Gene Ontology annotation, molecular function: calcium ion binding.
AUGCAUAUAAAUAAGGGAAUAACAUAUUUACUUUUUCUGUGGUUUAUUGUAUUACACUUUGUAUACCAAAAGGUUAGGUGUGAAGAUUCUGAAGAAUCCUGGUCCCCUCCAGAAUUCGAACAUUAUGGUAGAGAACUACUAGAAUACAGAGGUCACCAUCAUCAUCAUCAUCAUCAUCAUUACAAUGGCUAUAGAAGUAAUAACUAUAACCAAUACUAUCAAUAUAAUAAUCAGCGACCUUAUUAUGAAGAAAGAGAACUCAUAGAAAGCAAUUUUCACCAUCAUAAUAAUGAUCAUAUUUGGGAUCAUUCAUUUUGGGAUCAUUCACAACAUUUUUUUGCAUUUAAUUUCAGUACAUCUACUACGACACUUCCUGUUACAAGCAUAUACACUUUUGCUCCUACUCAAACCACAACAGAAAUUUGGACAGAACAAGAAGGUCCUAUUCCGAGUAUAGAAGAGCCAACCACCACAACUACAACAAUCUGGACAAUUGAAACAAAUCCUAUACCAGAUGAGGAACCAAUUACAACAACUACAACAAUCUGGACAAUUGAAACAAAUCCUAUACCAGAUAAGGAACCAAUUACAACAACUACAACAAUCUGGACAAUUGAAACAAAUCCUAUACCAGAUAAGGAACCAAUUACAACAACUACAACAAUCUGGACAAUUGAAACAAAUCCUAUACCAGAUGAGGAACCAAUUACAACAACUACAACAAUCUGGACAAUUGAAACAAAUCCUAUACCAGAUGAGGAACCAAUUACAACAACUACAACAAUCUGGACAAUUGAAACAAAUCCUAUACCAGAUGAGGAACCAAUUACAACAACUACAACAAUCUGGACAAUUGAAACAAAUCCUAUACCAGAUGAGGAACCAAUUACAACAACUACAACAAUCUGGACAAUUGAAACAAAUCCUAUACCAGAUGAGGAACCAAUUACAACAACUACAACAAUCUGGACAAUUGAAACAAAUCCUAUACCAGAUGAGGAACCAAUUACAACAACUACAACAAUCUGGACAAUUGAAACAAAUCCUAUACCAGAUAAGGAACCAAUUACAACAACUACAACCACUAUCCCUACAACUACAAUUACAACUACUAUUCCUACAACUACAACUACGAUUACUAUCCCUACAACUACAAUUACAACCACUAUCUCUACAACUACAAUUACAACUACUAUCUCUACAACUACUACAGCCAUGACCACUAUUCCUAUAACUAUAACUACUAUUCCUACAACUACAAUUACAACCACUGUCCCUACAACUACAAUUACAACUACUAUUCCUACAACUACAACUACGAUCACUAUCCCUACAACUAUAACUACUAUUCCUACAACUACAAUUACAACCAUUAUCCCUACAACUACAAUUACAACUACUAUUCCUACAACUACAACUACAACUACUAUCACUAUCCCUACAACUACAACCAUGACCACUAUUCCUAUAACUAUAACUACUAUUCCUACAACUACAAUUACAACCACUGUCCCUACAACUACAAUUACAACUACUAUUCCUACAACUACAACUACGAUCACUAUCCCUACAACUAUAACUACUAUUCCUACAACUACAAUUACAACCACUAUCCCUACAACUACAGCUAUGACUACUAUUCCUAUAACUACUAUCCCUACAACUACAACCAUGACCACUAUUCCUAUAACUAUAACUACUAUUCCUACAACUACAAUUACGACCACUAUCCCUAUAACUACAACUACGAUCACUAUCCCCACAACUAUAACUACUAUCCCUACAACAACUAUUAUCCCUACAACUACAACCACUAUCCCUACAACUAUGAAUAUUAUCCCUACAACUAUAACUACAACUACUAUUCCUACAACUACAAUUAUGACUACUAUUCCUACAACUACAACUAUAACCACUAUCCCUGUAACAACUACUAUCCCUACAACUACAACUAUGACCACUAUCUCUACAACUAUAACUACUAUUCCUACAACAACUACAACUACUAUCCCUAUAACAACUAUGACCACUAUCUCUACAACUAUAACUACUAUUCCUACAACUACAACUACUAUUCCAACUACAACAGAAGCACCAAAAUAUGCAGUAUCUCUAGUAAUGGAUCUUUCCAAAGUACCAAAUAUUAAUGAUCUUAAAGAGAUUAGUUAUUCUGCUAAAAUAUUAUACAGGAAACUAUUAAAUAAAGGUAUACAUACAGAAAUUAUUUCAAUACAAUCCGAUAAUAUUAAUUCAGAUCCACAUUUUAGAAAUAAUUUGUUAUCAUCAAUUGAUAGCUUCGAAGGAAGUACGAAACUCGAGAGAUUUUUACAAAGAGUUGUACAAAGAAAUUUAAAUUACUACUUGAAUGAUGGUAAUCCAAAACAAAAAUUAGUUUAUAUAACAUCUGGCUUUACUGGUUGUACUUCUCCAAAAAGCUGUCCAAGUGUAAUUCAACUAAAAAAAGGAACGGAAGUUUUUGCUAUAGCUUUAAGAAAAAAUACAGCAAUUUACAGUGAACUGGAAUACAUGGUGACAUCACCAGUGAGUUCACAUGCAAUCCUUAUGGAGCAGCAUGAGUUUAGAGCAAACACUGACUUAGUAGCCAAUUGGAUUAGUGGUGAUCACAUAUUUACUGAUAAAAGGUACCUUUUACCAGAGAAGACCUUUAAGUAUUAUAGUCAAGAAUGUCUGAAAUGUUCUAGAAAUGCAGAAUGUAAAAAACAUCAUAAUACUAAUACAACUGAUGAACUUGGUAAAUAUGAGUGUAUAUGUUCACCAGGAUGGAAUGGAGAUGGUUUUUAUUGUGAUGACAUUAAUGAAUGUACAGAAAUAUCUAACCCAUGCCUCUUUAUGCAAUGCUGUAUAAACACUCCAGGAUCAUAUUACUGCAAAUACUCAUUAUUUAAAUGCUAA